GUAUUUUCGUUCAGGUAUGUAGGUACACACCUUAUAAGGGUGUAGGUCCUCCAACUAUAAUGCCAAUUUUAGUCAAUCAAGGGCCUGAAUUUCCCUCAUUACUUGUUUUUGUCUCAAGUCGAAAAAAAAACCUUUGAAACUUUGAAACUACCAUCCUCAGAGCAUUACUACUACUACUUAUCUAUAUUUUGUGUAAUUACAAAAAUUUAGAAUGUGUUUGCGUGCGCAGAUUUUUGAAUUCUGGAUGAGACGCUAUAAUAAGACUAAACAAAACACAAAAACGAUUUAUUUUCCGUGAUUUAAAUCUCAACGAUUUUCCUUAAAAAAUAUUAAAAACUGAGACGCUAUAAAAUCAAGCAGCUUAAAGUAUAAAAAACGACCAUAACCAAUUAAAAAUGCAAGUUGAAAAUACCAAUAGUUGUAGUGAAAUCACGUAUAAGUGGGACCUACCGAAUGAGAAAAUUUCUAGUUUGAAUUGGACAGCUUCGGAAUAUUUCAACUUUCCUAAUAACGAUAAUGUGAAAUUUUGCAUAUACUUUAAACGGUAUGCUGGAGCUCGUUUGAAAGUCAAGAAGAUAGGAACUCUCAAAGAAACAUUUGACAUUGAACUGAAAAUAGGAGAUAGUAAGAUGCAAAGUACAACAUUAUUGGGUUCAAAAUCAUUCUCCGAUGAAUUAAUAUUUAAAGAUAUUAAUUCUAAAGGACCCUAUAGAAUUAGUUGUAAAGUAGAAUUUCAAGGAUGCAAUAAGUAUGGAAAUAUUUAUGUUCCAAUACUAAACAAAAUGGAGAACUAUUUAUUUUCAUCCGAAUUGAGUGACGUCACUAUAAAGGUUGAGAAUGAAACAUUUUCUGCUCAUAAAAUUGUAUUAGGCAAGAACAGUCCUGUACUGGAGACAAUGCUUAACUCGAAAAAGCAAAAAAAAUGCAUUAUUAGCUUUAAGGGAUUUGAUAAAGAAACUGUUGAAGAAGUAUUGAGAUUUUUGUACACCGGAAAAGUUGAGAAAGACAACGACAGUGACUUAAUCUUGAAAUUACUUUCUUUCGCUGAUAAGUAUCAAGUCAAAAUAUUAAUGGAUUUUUCCGAAACAAAGUUAAUAAAAACCUUAACCGCUGAUAAUGUCAUUGAAAUACUUGUAGCAACUGAUAAAUAUGAUUUGGUAGAUUUCAAGAAGAAUGCGAUCAAGUUUAUGAUUGAAAAUAAAGCAUACAUUGAAUUCACUGAUGCAAUCAAACAAAUCAACAAUUCAAAAGUAAUAUGGGAAUUUUUUUUUGAACAAAGUGGAAUGAAGAAUUCAGAGAAUGAUGAAUCAUCGAUUGGUGAAAAUGAUCAAGAUUCAUUUGAUAGUGAUUAAGAUAUGGAUUAAUUAUUCAUUUUAUCAUUUUAUUAUUAAUUAUUAUUAAUUAUUUUCGAUUACCACUAUUGAGCAUUGAAUCAAAAAACAUUUUAUUAACAUAGUAAAUUAUCG
Messenger RNA from Cotesia glomerata, 1466 nucleotides. RefSeq names its product BTB and MATH domain-containing protein 40-like. NCBI's taxonomy places the organism in Eukaryota, Metazoa, Arthropoda, Insecta, Hymenoptera, Braconidae. Bases 396 to 1352 code for a protein of 318 amino acids. Gene Ontology annotation, cellular component: cytoplasm. The record is from RefSeq and is a predicted model, not a curated record. Gene Ontology annotation, biological process: proteasome-mediated ubiquitin-dependent protein catabolic process; regulation of proteolysis. The transcript has 2 exons. Gene Ontology annotation, molecular function: ubiquitin protein ligase binding.